AUACGUAAUUAGGAGGAAAUACCUUCCUUGAAUUACUUCCGCCGACUCCGCAUUCCAACAACCCGUGUUGACUUUCGCCGCGCCUACAUCCUCCAAACUCCUCCCGCUGCUUUCCUUUCACAAAUCGGCGCCUCCAGCUCUCUCCAGACUUUUCCCACUUGAAACCUGUCAUCGAUACCGCCAAAAUGUCCGGUCUUUCGACGACGAUUAUGCCCUUUGCGCAGCUGCCGGCCUGCGCUCUACAGUGCGGCCCGCUCUUCGACGCCAACGGCGCCUGCGUGCCACCUGCCGUCCCGGCGGCCGACGCCAAAGUCUAUGAUGCCUGCUUCUGCAGUCAGCCGAACCUCCAGCCCUUCAAGACUGCCGCCACUGGUGUGUGUGACCCCGCAGGCUGCGAUGCCGCCGGCUUCAGCAGUAUCCAAGGAUGGUACACCUCGUUUUGUAAUUCCGUCGCCGGCGGUGCCGCUGUCCAGACGUCCUCUUCUCCUGGAUCCACUUCGACGAAAGGGGCCUCGAAAGGAUCUUCCAACGGAAAUGGCGGCGAUUGGCUCUCUAACCACUGGAGAUGGGUCGUCAUGCUCGUGAUCCUCGUAGUCGCCAUCGCCGGCAUCUGGGUAGGCGCCUGCAUCUGGCGCCGGCGCUACCUCCGCCGCAAGGACCGCAUGUACGAGCUCGGCAAGCACGCCCACCAGGGCCCCAGUGGCAUCAUUGCCGGCUCCGGCGUCGACGUCAACCAGGCCGGCAUCGUCAACGCGCCCGGACAGUUCAUGCCCGGACCCCAUCCUGCGACCUAUGAUGAGAAACCCCCAAAGGAGAAGAAGAAGUGGAUUGUCAACCAGCGGACAUAGGCAUGACGAACUUCCUUUCCAAAUGCUUGGCGAAGCAAAGUAUCCUUCAUCAUCAUCCAACGGCUUAACGAGACGGCGUUCAUUUGUUUACAGCAUUUAG
This is a messenger RNA of Colletotrichum navitas, 948 nucleotides long. RefSeq lists its product as uncharacterized. The record is from RefSeq and is a predicted model, not a curated record. Lineage: Eukaryota; Fungi; Ascomycota; Sordariomycetes; Glomerellales; Glomerellaceae. The transcript has 3 exons. Bases 186 to 848 code for a protein of 220 amino acids.